AUGCGACACGCCCACCCGCGCCAAAUACCCACACCCGCGCCAAAUACCCACUCCUUCGCCAAAUACCCACACCUUCGCCAAAUUUCGCCAAAUACCCACACCUUCGCCAAAUACCCACACCUUCGCCAAAUACCGAUACCUUCGCCAAAUACCCACACCCGCGCCAAAUACCCACACCUUCGCCAAAUCGCCAAAUACCCACACGCGCCAAAUACCCACACCUUCGCCCACCCACACCUUCGCCAAAUACCCACACCCGCGCCAAAUACCCACACCUUCGCCAAAUACCCACACCUUCGCCAAAUACCCACACCUUCGCCACCCACACCUUCGCCAAAUACCCACCUUCGCCAAAUACCCACACCCGCGCCAAAUACCACACCUUCGCAAAUACCCACACCUUCGCCAAAUACCCCCACCUUCGCCAAAUACCCACACCCGCGCCAAAAUACCACAAAUACCCACACCUCGCCAUCGCCACACACCUCGCAAAUACCCACACCUUCGCCAAAUACCCACACCUUCGCCACCCACACCUUACCCACACCCCGCCAAAUACCCACACCUUCGCAAAUACCUUCGCCAAAUACCCACACCUUCGCCAAAUACCCACACCUUCGCCAAAUACUCGCCAAAUACCCACAUCUUCGCCUUCACACCCGCGCCAAAUACCCACAUCGCCAAAUCGCCAAAUACCCACACCUUUCGCCAUAA
This is a messenger RNA of Penaeus vannamei (Pacific white shrimp), 714 nucleotides long. RefSeq lists its product as uncharacterized. Lineage: Eukaryota; Metazoa; Arthropoda; Malacostraca; Decapoda; Penaeidae. The record is from RefSeq and is a predicted model, not a curated record.